AUGUCCUUCUCUCUCCGCGGUAAACAUGCCAUUGUGGUAGGAGGUACCGGUACGCUGGGCUUCCGUAUUGCUAGCGCACUUGCAGACCGCGGCUCUGUUGUGACCAUCAUGAGUCGCAAUGCCGUUGAUGAUCGCCAAGUCCUUGAGCCCAGACUCAAACCCUUUGAGCCUCUCCCGUACAUGGAGAACAUCGAAGGUAGUAGGCGCCCAACAGGGCACCAAUUCAAACGCCUGGAUGUGCAAAGGGCAGAUAUCUUCAAGGGUAUAUUUCCCACUCUAGGCCCCGUUGAUGUCCUCGUCAACUGUGCUGGGACCAGUCAAACGUCAGCGCUCAAAAGGACCGGCGAAGAGGAAAUUCAACUCAUCCUUAACCUCAACCUCCGGGCGACUAUUCUCGCCUCUAAAUAUGCCAAAUUAACCCCUCAUGGAUGCAUCAUCAAUGUUUCAAGUCUUAUGGCUACCAAAAUGGGUGCUGGUGCUGCAGUAUACGCCGCUUCAAAAGCUGGUGUCGUUGAACUCACUGAGACUGCUCGUGAAUCUUACCUCAAGCAGUGUCCCUUGGGUCGUUUGGGCACGCCCGAUGAGGUAGCCGACGCUGCCAUGUUUUUGAUAACCAACCGUUUCGCCAACAAUUGCGUACUGAACCUGGAUGGUGGCUUAAGCGCUAACUAG
This is a messenger RNA of Fusarium musae, 672 nucleotides long. RefSeq lists its product as uncharacterized. Bases 1 to 672 code for a protein of 223 amino acids. The record is from RefSeq and is a predicted model, not a curated record. NCBI's taxonomy places the organism in Eukaryota, Fungi, Ascomycota, Sordariomycetes, Hypocreales, Nectriaceae. Gene Ontology annotation, molecular function: oxidoreductase activity, acting on the CH-OH group of donors, NAD or NADP as acceptor. The transcript has 3 exons.